AUGUGUUCAAACUAUUAUAGAAACUCAUGUGGUAGCUGUGGAUAUGGCUGUGGCUACGGUUCUGGAUAUGGCUGUGGCUAUGGUUCUGGAUAUGGCUGUGGAUGUGGCUCUGGUUGUGGCGGUGGAUAUAGCUGUGGUUACAAGAUCCAUCCACCUCUAGAAGUAUAUAAAGGUCCUGGAAGAGGGAAGGAUAUCCAGACUUCAGAAAUACCCUCCUACACUUCUACUGAAACCUCACCUCCCAACACCAUGUGUGGUAACUACUACGGAAACUCCUGCAGUGGCUGUGGCUCCGUCUGUGGAUAUGGCUGUGGCUAUGGCUCCAGCUGUGGCUGUGGAUAUGGCUCCCACUGUGGCUAUGGCUAUGGAUCUAAAUGUGGAUAUGGCUGUGGCUAUGGCUGUGGCUAUGGCUCUGGGUCCUGUGGCUACUAA
Zalophus californianus (California sea lion) is the source of this 432-nucleotide messenger RNA. RefSeq names its product keratin-associated protein 21-1. The record is from RefSeq and is a predicted model, not a curated record. The coding region runs from base 1 to 432 and encodes 143 amino acids. NCBI's taxonomy places the organism in Eukaryota, Metazoa, Chordata, Mammalia, Carnivora, Otariidae. The transcript has 2 exons.